GGGCGGAACUACUGAGGGUUUGGUCGCUGGGUGACGCUGGUCUGUGCGCAUGCGCGGUGUAUUCUAGUGACAGCCUUACUAAGGGCAGCCGGGCGCUAUGGCAGACGUCGAAGAAACUUUAAAGAGGAUCCAGAGCCAGAAGGGCGUACAGGGGAUUAUUAUUGUCAACUCGGAGGGAAUUCCCAUAAAGAGCACCAUGGAUAAUGCCACCACCGCACAAUAUGCAGGCCUAAUGCAUCAGUUAGUGACAAAGGCCAGAUGUUCAUUGCGGGAUAUUGACCCCCAGAAUGACCUGACAUUCCUCAGGGUCCGAUCCAAGAAGAAUGAAAUUAUGAUUGCUCCAGAUAAAGACUACAUAUUAGUUGUCAUCCAGCAGCCUUCAGAGUGAUCACCCCGACAGAUGCUCACCUUCCUCAUCCCCUUGUUAUAUAUUCCUCCCAUGUCGCUUGGAUAUGGCCCUGCUUGGUGUAAAGCUGGAGACGCAGAAUGAAGACUUAGGCCUACAGAUCUCACCCAUGUAUCUACUGCCUGCUCUCCUGGACAACGCUGCAAGGAGGAACCAUAUACACGAAGAGCAUCCUACCCAGGCCCAUAUAGAAAGCUGCCCGAGGGAUGGGAUUGCAUACAGACUUUAACCCAAUUAGAUCAUUCAUGUCAUGAAUUCUUCCUGUCUUCUUCCAUUUUCUUUCAGCAGCCAUUAUGACACCGUAAACUGUUUUAUUUGCAAACCUUUUUGCCAAGUCAUUGCAUUGAUUUUUUUCACCCGUUGCAGCAAAAUCGUGUAAUAUGUAAUCUGCAUUAAAUCUACAAUAAUUGUA
Molecule: messenger RNA, 818 nt
Organism: Bufo bufo (common toad)
Lineage: Eukaryota; Metazoa; Chordata; Amphibia; Anura; Bufonidae
Gene: DYNLRB1
Product: dynein light chain roadblock-type 1
Exons: 4
Coding region: 98-388 (96 amino acids)
Biological process (GO): microtubule-based movement
Cellular component (GO): cytoplasmic dynein complex; centrosome; cytoplasm
Molecular function (GO): dynein intermediate chain binding
Source: RefSeq, a predicted model, not a curated record